CUGCGCGUCUUUUGUCCAAAACAAGGGAGAUCUUCUCCACUGUACUCCACACAGACUCUGCACAGCCGACACUGAUAAGGAGAAGCAUUGUCUGCUCUAAAAUUCUGCCUACCAACAAAGUUGGUUCAUCACUAAAACAAGGACUUCGGGUAAACGGUUUCAUCCAGCCGGGAGAUGUUUGCCACAGCCACCAGAAACUUUGUGGAGGAGGUUGAUCAUGGAGGUUUGCUGAUCCCAGUGUCCAGCCUGAAUGACACUGUUGCUCCUCUGACAGUGGUGGUGAAGCGUAAGCGUUUCUGGGUCUGGCAGAAACCCAAGUAUAAUCCCACUGAUUUUAACCUCAAUGAUAUACUAACAGGAGACACUCCUAUAAAGUCAGAUGUCACAGAGACAGACUUCAUCAAAUACAAUGGGACAUAUGGUGACAAUAUGCAGGGAUCUGUAGAUGCAAAUUUUGCCAGCACCAAUGUGAGCCUGGAGGGUAAAGACUCUUCCAAACUCCAGUCAUACUUUGGCAGUUUGAAGAAGCAGGAAGUGGAUGUGCAGAAGCUGCUGCGAGACUCCAAAGACAGGGCCCUGGAUAUGUCCCAUUCUCUGGUCCAGCAGGCAAAGGAGAAGCACAGACGGGUGUUUGGGAUUGUGAAAGAAUGUAUUGUGACUACUGCGCCCUGUUCGGUCAUAGAAGAAGUGCAGCAGGGAGGACAGUGUGGCGGAGGACUGAGCCUCUGCUGGCUCAAGAGUUCAAAGGUUUCAUUGAAGGAGAACGGCAGCUUGAGUAAAGACAGUAACGUCACCAUGGAGAUUCCCAUCCAUACUACCAUUGCCUAUGCCCUUAUAGAGCUGGAGAUCAAACACGAUGGACGCUAUGGGCUGUGUCUGAUGUCAGACACCAUGGGGGGCUUUGAAGUAGAUGGCCCUGCUAAGAAAGGACUUUCGGGUAUCUUUGGAGCCCCUCCCUCUGAAAAUAGCCACCUUGGAGAAGAACUUGAGCAGCUGAGCGAUCAUUUCCAGCUGCUUUCAGCUCUUCCUGCCACCACAAGGUCCUCUCUGCUCGAGCAAAUCACAAAAGUUAUGAAGGACCGAGGGGCCGUCAGUUCACUUCAGAAUGUGCUGGACCAGAUGUGCUUGGAUAAGAGACCUGCCCUGGGGGAUGUAACAGCAACAGAGUCCCAAAAGCAGAACAUUCAAGCAAUUCUGGACCUUUUGGAGCAGUCUGGUCAAGCGGAGUCCACACCAGUCCUCACAGCCCUUCACCUGGUCACCAGCGCCCUGGAUGAGCUGACAAAUGAUUGUCUUGCUGUCCUGGGAAUGUGCUGCAGCCUUACAGUAUUACAGGCUCUGGAGCCACUGGUGCAGUGUGUAUCGGGGACAGGGGAGUUGCCUCUGAGCAGCGGCGACCAGGCUGCACUGUCAGAAGACGUCUAUGAGAAGACCGAACAUCUGUUUGCCUCCUCUAAUGUGUCCCUGAAGAGAGACGGGGACACAGUGAAGACAGAAAUACACCACCUGCCAGGAAACCUCCCUCUGGUCCUGUGUAUCGCUGUCAGAGGUCUCGCCUCAUUGGCCCACUGUAAUUGAACUGAAGACACCUUUAUAGCAACCAGAAACUUAAAACACUAGGCUGGAAUGAUGUAAAGGGUAAAGGGUAUCAUGUCGAACAAGUGUUAUUUAUACGUUUUUAUUUCUUCUUGGUGUGUCAGAAUUUAUAUAAAUGUUGUCGUGCCAAACCAACCAGUCAAUUAAUGCGUCAAUCAACAACAAAUCGUCAAAAUUGUGGACAAUCAAUUAGUUUAGGUCAUGUUUGUUCUUGGUAUCUGAAAGAAGCAUCACUUAUUGUUAUUACAUUUUAUACAUCUAUAUAAUUCUCUCAUUUUUAAAACGUAAUUCAUUUAUGUGGGGUCUAAUGUCACGUCUCAGUCCUGCACAUAACAUUCUUUGUUCCUUUUAAUGGUGAAGCAUUAUUUUAACAAUUAUGGAAAUGAUGUAUCUCUAUCUUUGUAUGAUUAUCUCUAUGGUGCAAUAAGUAAACGAGGAAAACCCCACCCCCCA
This is a messenger RNA of Cottoperca gobio, 2049 nucleotides long. It is a transcript of the gene gsdmeb, whose product is annotated as gasdermin Eb. Gene Ontology annotation, cellular component: cytoplasm. Bases 175 to 1578 code for a protein of 467 amino acids. The transcript is spliced from 10 exons. NCBI's taxonomy places the organism in Eukaryota, Metazoa, Chordata, Actinopteri, Perciformes, Bovichtidae. The record is from RefSeq and is a predicted model, not a curated record. Gene Ontology annotation, biological process: programmed cell death.